AUGAAAGUGAAAAGGGGCACGCCGAAGAAUAAAUGGACACAGGAUGAAGACUUAGUUAUUAUAUCACAAGUUGAACUUCAUGGACUUCAAAAUUGGUCUGAAAUUGCUUUAGCUCUUCCUGGAAGAACCGGUAAGCAGUGUAGAGAAAGAUGGAUAUUUGCGCUAUGUCCAGAACUAAAUAAAGAGAAAUGGACAGAUGAUGAGGAUAACACACUUAUUGAAUUACAGCAUCAAUGUGGCAAUAGGUGGUCUUAUAUUAGUAAAUAUCUCCCAGGGAGAUCUACAUUCGCAAUUAAGAAUAGAUGGUCAUUGAUUAAACGUCAUAGCCAAUCGAAAAGAAAAGAACACAAACAAAUCAAGAUUGAAAAAAUUGCAAUUAAAGCAGAUACAACAAAUAUAGAAGAACCUAAAAAAGAAGCAGAAUAUAAUUUUCCAAUUCAAGAUAUUGAAACUUUUGAACAGAUAUGGAGUAAGGUAGAUGAUAUGACAAUGAAUUCUCUCUUUAAUUCAUUGUUCAAAUUACCAUGA
This is a messenger RNA of Trichomonas vaginalis G3, 528 nucleotides long. RefSeq names its product RNA polymerase II transcription regulator recruiting protein. The record is from RefSeq and is a predicted model, not a curated record. Bases 1 to 528 code for a protein of 175 amino acids. The transcript has a single exon. Gene Ontology annotation, molecular function: DNA-binding transcription factor activity, RNA polymerase II-specific; RNA polymerase II cis-regulatory region sequence-specific DNA binding. Gene Ontology annotation, biological process: regulation of DNA-templated transcription. Gene Ontology annotation, cellular component: nucleus. Lineage: Eukaryota; Parabasalia; Trichomonadida; Trichomonadidae.